Messenger RNA from Cutaneotrichosporon oleaginosum, 626 nucleotides. Lineage: Eukaryota; Fungi; Basidiomycota; Tremellomycetes; Trichosporonales; Trichosporonaceae. The record is from RefSeq and is a predicted model, not a curated record.
CUCGUACCUCUUCUCGGAUUUGGCUCGAGCCUGCACCCAAUUGCGCCACAUACCUUGCCAAUCUCCCGUGACGCCACACCCAACUUAAUCAACCAUGAAGUUCACUCUCGCCACGCUCCUCGUUCUGGCGACCGCUGCCAUCGCUGCGCCUGUUGCUGCCCCCGAGGCCGAGGCCGGCGGUCGUGGCAACUUCGGCAACUCGGGCCCCCCCAUUUGGAAGCGCGACGCCGAGGCUGAGGCCGUCGCGGAGGCCGGCGGCCGCGGCAACUUCGGCAACUCUGGCCCACCCAUCUGGAAGCGCGACGCCGAGGCGGAGGCUGGCGGCCGCGGCAACUUCGGCAACUCUGGUCCCCCCAUCUGGAAGCGCGAGGCCGACGCCGAGGCCGAGGCUGGUGGCCGCGGAAACUUUGGCAACUCCGGCCCCCCCAUCUGGAAGCGUGACGCCGAGGCCGGUGGCCGUGGCAACUUUGGCAACUCGGGCCCACCCAUCUGGAAGCGCGAGGCUGAGGCUGAGGCUGAGGCUGGCGGCCGUGGCAACUUCGGCAACUCUGGCCCCCCUAUCUGGUAAUCAGUUUUGUGAGUGCAUACGAUACGUUCAAAUGGACAUGUGUGCUGACGUCAGCUCG